AUGCAACUCCUCCAUACCCAUCUUUCUUUCUUUGCAUUCUUCGAGAUACUCAGAUAUGAAGUCAUCAGUAGGAUGCACAAUAUUAUUGGCAGUAACAGUUCUGGUGGUGAUCUUGGCCGGAUCUCAGAUUGCCACGGCGGCCACCUGCUCAGUGACGCAGCUAUCACCAUGUCUGCCGGCGUUCACAUCAUCAUCAAGACCAUCGGCACAGUGUUGCUCCAAGCUGAAACAGCAGCGCCCAUGCCUGUGCGGAUCUUUUUGGUCUUUUCUGUCUGCACGGUGCAUACCACACGCAGACAUUAG
Messenger RNA from Lactuca virosa, 303 nucleotides. The record is from the annotation of a GenBank genome assembly. NCBI's taxonomy places the organism in Eukaryota, Viridiplantae, Streptophyta, Magnoliopsida, Asterales, Asteraceae.